AACUUACUAUAAUAAGAGAUAGACUGAUUAGGAUAAUAUAUUGCUGCUAUGUAAAAUAGAAGCUUCAAACAUAAUAUUAUAUCAAUUAAAACGUUUACUCGGCGCGUUAUCUUUCAGUACAUGAGAAUGUCAUGAACACAGUGAAUGCUCGCCAAAAUAACAGCGUUGCAUACCAAUCGUGCAACAUCGGGUAUUUCCGUAUUCUCUGUAUAAUUUUGUUGCCUAGCAUGAAGGCCGAGGUGAUCAGAUUGCGUUGCAUACACGAGUUAAAGCAGAUAACGGCCUUGACAACAUCGUCGAACCUAACAGCAAGGUUGUAACGAAGACUGCGGAGAUAGCUUUGUUCCUAAGUACUUAAAUUCAAUACAAAACAAAUAAAUAUAAUUUUAUAGCAUUACAGGGCAUAAAUUCUAGUUUGUGGCAUAUUUUUAGAGAUCAAGUUAAAGUUUUAUUUAAAAAAGCGAAUUUAAGUUAAAAAGAAAUGAGUGCAACGAAGGGAUUAGUUGCAUUUCUGCUCGUAUUUAUUGUUGGCUUCGAUGUCCCGAAGGUUGAUUCACAAUUUGACAAUUCCAUGAUUUUAUCCAUUGUAAACGGGAUGCCUAUAAGAGACAAGUUACUGUUUCUAGCACAGGCACUCAUGGAUCACCCUUCAGUGUAUCAGGACCUUGAAGACACUCUUGUCGCAUUUUUACCUAUACGGGAAUAUGAUAAACCUCCUGAGUACUUCCUAGGAUAUAUUUUACCGUGGGUGCUUAACCAUCUUCCUGAUCUGCUGAAAAAUGAUACUUUUAAAGACGUCAUGAGAAUAUUCAUCACAGAACUAAAUGCACAUAACGCUACAGAUGACUGGCACUUGGGAUCCGGAAAUGCUACCUUAGAUAGGGUAGAUAGGGAUUAUUUUGUUGAACAUUUAUUUUCUGCGCUAGAUGUUGAUGGGAUGUUAGCGGAUAUUUUCCAGUUAAAGGGCGUCAGGGACUUUUUACAUCUUGAUACAACGGACGGACAAACAGACAAGAAAUGUUUCGAUAAAACGGUAACGUUUAUUCGAAGUCUGUUUGACAGAGAGAAUUCAACAUCUACAGCUAGUGCAACUAAAAAUGAAGAAAUGGUGUGUUUUUCCUGUGAAGACCUUUCGGACUUGUCACAUUGUGAAGCGGUAGAACGUUGCAAUGACAACCAGAUAUGUUUCUUGGAGAGGUAUCCGUCAGCAGAGGGUCAUCUUCAUUACAGAUCUGGAUGCAAAGAUAGACAGAUAUGCAAACAACACAAUCAGACAGAUGAUGGAAGAUCUACAUGUCUACAAUGCUGUGAAAACAGUUUCUGCAACUCUCAUGGUUGUGGUAGUAAAGGACUUCCACCACGAAAUUCACGUGGACCACUUUGCCUAGACUGCGCGCAUGUCAAAGAUCCGAAAGAAUGUGACCAAGUUACACUCUGUUCUUCGGGUGAGUCUUGUCACAUUCAAGAACUAAAAUGGGGCGAUGAUUCCCUGUUCCACCUUGGAUGUCAAAGCAUACAUCAAUGUUCAUUUGAGUUCAACACUCGGGCACACAGUUCAGGGUCUCUGGCGGCGAGAUCAGUACCAGUAUGUCGUUCCUGUUGUCAUGGCGACUUCUGUAACCAAAACUGCACGAGGCAACCGCAGGACAACCAACAAAUACUUAUUGGAUAAGUGUUCAAUGACGUCAUCACAACUUGCAAUUAUUAUUAAGUUUUGAUUAUGUCGAUUUCAAAAAUUAGGUAAUUCACAGAUACUUAAGGCUAGUAUUUCCUACUUAUUCAUUUAUAUCUAAAUAAAUUAUGUAGUAUACAUUGUUAUAAGGAAAGGUGCAAAUGAAUUGAAAUUUAAGAAAUCAUAAAUCUGCGUGUAAUUAAAUAUUUCUUCUGUUAAAAUCUUAUGUUUGUUUGUCUCUGUGCCUUAAACAUUUAUGUAGGCUUGACGUACAUGACUCUUUAAAGUGGCAUUAUGCGCAUCUAAUACUGCACAUAGUGUGUUUUGGGUGAGUGUUCUAUAAAAGCAAUUUUCGGUUGCUGUGCAUUUAGAUAUGUUAAAUUAACGAUUCUGUCACAUUAGUAUUUGAAGUUGAUGCUUUACAAAUAAAGA
Messenger RNA from Mercenaria mercenaria, 2104 nucleotides. RefSeq lists its product as uncharacterized. The transcript is spliced from 7 exons. The record is from RefSeq and is a predicted model, not a curated record. Bases 482 to 1672 code for a protein of 396 amino acids. Lineage: Eukaryota; Metazoa; Mollusca; Bivalvia; Venerida; Veneridae.